This is a messenger RNA of Paraphaeosphaeria sporulosa, 999 nucleotides long. RefSeq names its product TatD family hydrolase. Gene Ontology annotation, cellular component: cytosol. The transcript is spliced from 2 exons. Lineage: Eukaryota; Fungi; Ascomycota; Dothideomycetes; Pleosporales; Didymosphaeriaceae. Gene Ontology annotation, molecular function: 3'-5'-DNA exonuclease activity. The annotation marks the transcript as partial. The record is from RefSeq and is a predicted model, not a curated record.
CUUGCCAUGUCCGAUAGCCUUUUGGAAAGCCUACCAAAAAAUGCGCCUCUAAAGCCGCAGACAGAACUGCAAUACGCAGAUGUCGCCGUAACAGCCACAGCAAAGGACUUUGCAGGCGUUUAUCGCAACAAGCAAUACCAUGCGCCCGAUUUCCCCGCUGUACUGGACCGCUCCCUAGCAGCCAAUGUGAAGAAAGUCGUGCUCACGGGCAUGUCACCCUCAGACGCACAGUUCAAUGCCGAUAUCGCACGGUCGAGACCAGACCAAUGCAGCAUCACCGUCGGCGUGCAUCCGUACCACGCUGCCGAGCCGUACGCUGACGGCAGCGACGGGAGCGCGUACUUUGCGUGCAUGGCUUCAACGAUUGCCGAGCUGCGGGAAGGGAGUGCGACAUUAGUGUCUUCGUUUGGGGAGCUGGGGCUGGAUUAUGAUCAUCUUGAGUGGGCGAGCAAAGAUGUCCAGAUUCAAUGCUUCAAGGACCAGCUAGACUUGUUCGUGAGAGGCAACUACGACCUCCCGCUGUUCCUGCACUGUCGCGCGGCCUUCGACGACUUCGUGGCGGUCAUCGAGCCAUAUCUUGCGCGGCUUCCGCGGAGGGGACUGGUGCACUCUUUCGUGGGCAGCUCAGCGCAGAUGGCGAAGCUUACAGACAUGGGGUUUGAUGUGAGUGUGAAUGGAUUCAGCUUCAAGGAUCGCGAAUCACUAGAGAUGGUGGCAGCGCUGCCGUUGGAGAGACUGCAGCUUGAGACGGAUGCGCCAUGGGGGGCGAUACAACCGAGUUCGGAAGUUGCAAAGAGAUACCUUGUCCAUGCACCACCGCUGCCAUCGAGCAAGAAGAGGGACAAAUUCCAGAUGGGCAUGAUGGUCAAGGAGAGGAACGAGAGCUGUGCCAUAAGUCAGGUCGCAUUCGUAGUAGCAGGCGUGAAAGGACUGAGUGUGGAUGAAGUCGCUGAGGCUGCUUGGCACAAUAGCACAACAAUGUUUCGUAUGGGAGGGUGA